AUGUCUACGGCCUCCGAUGCUGCUAUCGUUCAUCUGUUAAGCGGGUACUUGAUUCUCAUGUUCUCUGUGCUUAGCACUUUAUUACGUCGAAAUCGGAGAGACAGGGCAAGAUCAUACCCCAGACUCGCCUUGGUUUUUACGAUCGUACUGAUGUUCCUGAUGUCAACAUCUUUGUGGGCAAUGGAUAUCGCCGAUGUUUUGGGUCCUAUUCAAGCGGUGCUUGUCGACUCCCAAGGCAGCUUUUCCGAGCGCUUUUCGGGUUACAUAUACACCGAGCAAAAUAAUCGGGUAGUUGCCCAAACUUUCAUCUACACAUUUGAACUGAUGUCUGGACCUACUCAGUUUCUGAUCGGUGAUGCCGUCGUUGUGUGGCGAGCGGGUGCUCUAUGGGCUUUCGAUAUCAAGAUUAUAGUUGCUCCUCUGAUCACUCUAACGGCUGGAGUAGAGAUUAACGGAAAUCGCCCAGCCAUGUUUUUCCUCUUUGUUGGAUGCACUGGGCACACUGGCUGGAAGCUCAUAGACGGAGAACAGGCACGAUUGUGCAAUCAUGCGCAGGCUGCAACAUUCUUUCUAUCUUUGGGAACGAAUGCGAUGGCAACAUCUUUGAUUGCUUACAAGGCUUGGCUCCUUCGACAGUCAUUCGCACGCGCCUAUUCUCCACAGCGUGUCAGGAGGUCAAGGACUUUGACGGAGAAAAUCCUAAUGUUGUUCGUCGAAUCAGGCUUCAUUUAUCUUUGCUUCUGGAUAUCGAAAAGCUUCACGUAUUUUCCACUCAGCACCGCAAUCCAGGCUUCAGCCUACUUCGGUUCCGCCAUGCUCAACUCUGCAGGAAAUCAAGUUGUCGGUCUGUACCCGACUAUCAUAAUCGCCAUUGUUGCUCGUCAUCAAACCAACUGGGACGCUCCCGUCGUGUCCUUGGAACCCCUCACUGUCAAUACUGGAAGUAACGUUGGCGAGAUGCAAUUCGUUCCUCAUACAGAAACACUUGCUACUUCCCCCAAAACGCCCGCUUCUGUUCAUGUCCGCCAUUCGGUCGCGUUUGCGACCGGCGAAUUGGAAUCUGAAUCAUCUCAAGCUACAACAUCUCGAGAGAUCUCUUCUAUGAUUUAG
Molecule: messenger RNA, 1110 nt
Organism: Desarmillaria tabescens
Lineage: Eukaryota; Fungi; Basidiomycota; Agaricomycetes; Agaricales; Physalacriaceae
Exons: 9
Coding region: 1-1110 (369 amino acids)
Source: RefSeq, a predicted model, not a curated record